Messenger RNA from Rhododendron vialii, 2008 nucleotides. RefSeq names its product 10 kDa chaperonin, mitochondrial. The transcript is spliced from 2 exons. Lineage: Eukaryota; Viridiplantae; Streptophyta; Magnoliopsida; Ericales; Ericaceae. The record is from RefSeq and is a predicted model, not a curated record. Gene Ontology annotation, molecular function: protein-folding chaperone binding; ATP binding; metal ion binding. The coding region runs from base 116 to 484 and encodes 122 amino acids. Gene Ontology annotation, cellular component: mitochondrial matrix.
CUCCAAAUAUGCAUGCCCCUAAAACCCUAACACCUAGAACCUUCUGCUCCCAUCCAGAGAGAGAGAGAGAGAGAGAGAGAAUAAACCCUAGUCUUCGGUGCAAAAAGUGAAGGAAAUGGCGAAGCGUUUGAUCCCAACCCUCAACAGGGUUCUCGUGGAGAAGAUAUCUCCUCCGGCCAAGACCACUGCCGGUAUUCUGCUCCCCGAGAAAUCUACCAAGCUGAAUUCAGGGAAAGUGGUAGCAGUGGGACCAGGAAUGCGCGAUAUGUCUGGGAAUCAUAUCCCAGUGGCUGUAAAGGAAGGCGAAACUGUUCUCUUGCCUGAUUAUGGUGGGAUGCAAGUUAAGCUCGACGACAAAGAGUAUGCGCCAUCCCUUUUCUCUGCUAUCUAUUUACACUCACAUGUAUAUAUCCUAUGUUAUGAUUUUCAUAUUAGGCUGUGUUUGAUUGGUCAAUCUAAUGAUGACAGAUAUGUUGAUCCAUGAAUAGUUCUACCAGACUGUCAUUCCCUACUGAACUAACAUUCCCUUUGGAUUGGGGUUAACAUUGAGAGAAGGAAAGGAUUCGGAAUGAGAUUUGGAGUGAGAAAAAAAUGAGCAAUACAAAUUUGCCACUUACCUAGACUAACAGUCCCUUUGAAUUGUGGGAAGGGUGAAAAUAAUGGGUCGGGUUUGAGAUUUGGCGAGAAACGAAAUGUAUCUCUUCAUCCCUUAACUGGUUCUGACCUCUUUAUUUUAUCCAGAGGAGCCAUUUUCAUUCCUGUUCUUUUCUUAUAAUUUCUUGCCAUCCAAAGAUGGCCGCGAUAGGAAGGGAAUACUAGUACUUCAGCCCGACAAUGUUUGAAACCGGACUAACUAGCCCGGAUUGGGCUCCAUGUGCGUUUGGUGGUCGUAAUAAUCCAUAAAGGGUUUGUUGAAUUCCCAUGGGGCCAUGGGGGAAGUAGGUCUAGGAUGCUAUAUGUACAACAGGACAACUAAAAGCCCAAUUUAGCUGUUUUAACUACUUAAGUGUGUUCUCUAUAGGUUAAACAGUUUUUGUUACGGUACCUCUCCAAAUAUAUGUAGUUACUAUUCACAAGUCAUUGAUUUCUUUGUUACUUUGUCUCCCUUCAAAAGCUACCCUGCCUCUCUUGUUGCAAAGUAAAAUGGAAAAUUUAAUAAAGUAAGAAAGAGAAAUGAUACAUAUUGUUACAGUGGAGAGGUAAAAUAGAUAGUAUUGUUGGAGUUUUGAAAGAAGAACUGACUAGUUAAACUAAAGAGAACUUAUUGUCUUACCAAACGCGGCUAAGUUAUUGCGUAUUCUUAUUUCAUGGGAUUAGCGCAAUUAGCUGGCCAACGUUAAAUGUAAUUAUGGUGGUACUCAAGUUUGGCUGGACACUAAUAGUAUGCUCUCCUGCUAUCUAAAAGUACGUUUGUGGGUGAUUUGUUUUGAGAUUUUUGUACAAGGCCCUCUUUAUUGCUCGGACUAACAAAGAUGUAAUCGGGCAUUAAGAUUAAAUGUUGAAAACUAAUAACGAGGGAUUGUUAAUACUUGUCUCAGGUAUUUUGUGAUCCCUCUAUUCCACAGCUAAUUUCUUCAAUCAAACAUGUCAGUCUAACUGUGAGGAGAUAUAUAUAGUGUGACUGGAUGAUUAAGUCAACUAGAUAAAUAGUGAGGGCAUCAUUAUUACCACAUCUACGUUCCAGACUUUGUAUGUAAAGUUGUAAAUUGCUACAUUGAGACGUACUUGUAACUCAUCCAUGUCUACCUUGCCUGAUCAAAUGGGCCCCCCCUUAAAGUACUAAGCCAAAUGAUACUCGUAUCUUUUACUUUUGUGGAUUUUUGUCAGGUACCAUUUGUACAGGGAUGAGGACAUUUUGGGCACUCUGCAUGAUUGAAUUGCCGUCACGUAGUGUGAUUUCUCUCUCUGUCUGAGGAUUUUUAGCUUUUGAGUUCUAGUUUAGUGCUGGUGUAACUGAUUAAUGAUGGAUUGGAACUGUGCUGAAUGAGGACUUUCAUAUUCCACAUUA